Helianthus annuus (common sunflower) is the source of this 1382-nucleotide messenger RNA. Its product is annotated as aluminum-activated malate transporter 14. Gene Ontology annotation, cellular component: plant-type vacuole membrane. Gene Ontology annotation, biological process: malate transport. The transcript has 6 exons. Bases 1 to 1296 code for a protein of 431 amino acids. The record is from RefSeq and is a predicted model, not a curated record. Lineage: Eukaryota; Viridiplantae; Streptophyta; Magnoliopsida; Asterales; Asteraceae.
AUGAGCACCAUCAUACACAUUUCCAAUGAAAAUGAUAUUGCAAAUGCAAAUGCAAAUGCAAAUGCAAAUGCAAAUGAAAAUUCUUCCAACUACAAGAAACUAUCUUUUGUUUAUAGUUUUGCAUCUCUUAUGGAAAAACAGUGUGGGCAAGAUACGAAAAAGAUCAUUCAUAGCGUCAAGGUGGGAAUUGCUUUAGUUUUGGUUUCACUUCUCUAUCUCCUCGAUCCACUUUUCGAGCAAGUUGGCGAAAAUGCCAUGUGGGCUAUCAUGACUGUUGUGGUUGUCUUCGAGUUCUUCGCAGGUGCCUUGUUAAGCAAAGGGUUACUCCGCGGACUUGGAACUAUACUUGGAGGUGGAUUAGGGUGUGUAGCAGCAGUUUUAGCAGAUGACUUAGGAAAGAUUGGAAAUGCUGCAGUGGUUGGUUCUUCAGUUUUUAUUUUUGGUGCCGCAGCUACAUACUGUCGAUUGAUUCCAAGCAUAAAAAGUAAAUAUGAUUAUGGGUUCAUGAUAUUCAUUCUAACUUUUAAUCUGGUAGCCGUAUCUGGUUUACGUGCUGAUAAAGUUAUUGAGUUAGCCCGUGAGCGGCUCUCAACGAUUGGCAUGGGUUUUGCGGUAUGCAUAUUCACUAGUUUACUCAUUUUUCCAAUGUGGGCUAGCGAUGAACUUCAUCGUUUGACAUCCUCCAAGUUCGACAAAAUAGCAUGCAGCGUUGAAGACUACAUGAAAGCAUACUUUAAUGUGGUUGGUGAAGAAGAAAGCAUGCCAAAAAUUAAAGUAAGGGAUUGUAAGGCAGUACUGCACUCCAAAUCAAGUGAUGAAUCAUUGGCAAAUUUUGCAAGGUGGGAACCAUGGCAUGGAAGAUUUGGAUUCUAUUAUCCUUGGGAUAAAUAUUUAAAAUUAGGAGAACUCUUAAGGGAACUUGCUUCUAUCAUUCUGUCAUUGCAGGAGUGCCUUGGAUCACCAUUACAGCCCUCGGCGCAGUUGAAACUUGCAAUCAACGAGCCAUGCGAAAGUGUGGGAUUGGCACUUGGACUAACCUUACGAGAGCUCGGGAGAAGUAUCAUGAAUAUGAAAAGGUGUCAGGCGACGGUCCAGAUUAUACCAAAGUUGCAGUUGGUUAAACAAGAACUCAUCUUACUUUCAACUUCACCGAAGCUUAAAGGGAUUGCGAAUGUCGAAUCUCUGGCCAUAGCAAACUUUUUGUUUCUAAUGAUGGAGAUUGUUGACAAAGUGGAAGUAGUUGCAAAAGAAGUUGAAGCACUUGGAGAAGUUGCUGGUUUUCAAUUAUCCAAAUAGCCUAAGCUUCUGUAUAUACCUUAUAACACAUUAUAUUUAUAUUCACAUGCAUUUUGGAUGAUGUGAGUGCUAGAUUAUAUACUUGU